Molecule: messenger RNA, 561 nt
Organism: Marasmius oreades (fairy-ring Marasmius)
Lineage: Eukaryota; Fungi; Basidiomycota; Agaricomycetes; Agaricales; Marasmiaceae
Exons: 4
Coding region: 1-561 (186 amino acids)
Source: RefSeq, a predicted model, not a curated record
AUGGCAGCUCAUAGACAGUCUCACGUAGGAAACGGACGAGGGCAACAAGGAGGUGAGACGACGACCACUCGAUAUGUGGAAGUGUGUCGUUUGCAACAAGCUCUCAUUGAUGGCCUCAAGUCUGCCACUCGAAAAGGGGAGGUAUUCCUUAUGAGCCUCAUUGGAAGUGCUUUAGGCGGGCUCGCUAGAACGAGGGUCAUCGAAGACACCGAGUUGGAUCCUAAUAACGCUUUGGCGGAGGACCAAGAGGUCGCUGUGCUGCUGUGCGAAGCGGUCUAUAUUUUCGAACGCGAUUGCGCUCAAACCCAUUCACCAGAUCCCGUGAUGACAAGGAUCUGGAACAAGACCCGAGGUGAAGAUUUGGCAGAGAUUGUGAUUAAAAGCGGACUCAAUUAUCUCGUUAACCCUCGUUCGUUCGGAGUGCGGCAUUUGGGCCAGACACCGUACCGGUACUUUCAUUCGCAUUUGAAGGAAGCUCUUAGUGAGAAGGCAAAGGUCAGGCUUCAACAUGGGGAUAUUAGGGCGGAGGCAAUCGCUUGGCAGAGUGGUGCCCGUGCAUGA